UGUUUAUCCAAUGCACCGGAUGGCUAAUUUGGCAUCGUUCCUUCCAAAUCGAGAUUACCUUAGAACUCACAUUCAAGUAAGAGUAAUGAUUUCUUUUGAAAGAAAUGUUCUGAAUGUAUCCUUUCUACUCAUGCAUAUUAUGGAUUUGCUUCGUUCUAGAAGUCAUUCCUUCCGUACCAAAGAUGGCUUUUCUCGACCCUGACAAGAGUAGAGACCCUCUUCUUGAGACUACCAAUUCGACACAGACACGAGCCUCUCUCGCAGUUAAUGCUCAGGCAAACAAUGUCCCAAAUGUAAACGAGGCUGGAGGUGGACAACCCCUUCCAACGGCCAGGUCAUCUGGGCAGUAUGAUUCAUCCGGAUCGGAGUGGACGGUUGCGGACAGCUCAAUACCCUUAGCUGAGCUGGUCGGCUCGAGAGAAAACAGCAUCGAACAGAGACGCGGCUACCAAAGAAGCAUUGAUUGGGAGCGACGGGGAAGAUGGCAUGAGCGUCGGUCUUUCUGUUCACCAGCACCACGAUCCCGCUCCCUUCAAAGCGGAAGAGAUCAUUAUGAAGGAGUUGCUUUGCCUUUCAGAUGGGAAGACGAAGUUUGGCUACGAUCACCACCAGGUACAACACCAUCCCUUCAGGCUCUGUCGACCAUCACCGAGCAAAAAAGUGAAGUCACGUUGAGAGCUCCUGAAAAGAUAGGGGAUCGAUUGGCACGCCGGCAACGCUCAUUUUCAACACCGGAAAUGUUCCAUUUAAAAAGAACAACCUCUGAGGAGGAGAUGGAGAAAGAAGCAGAAUGGAUGCGCAACACACCAUUACCGUACCCCAUCGUACCGCCCUACCCACCACCGAGAAGGGUUCCUACGCCUCCAGGCUGCCCCUCUUUCCCAUAUAUCGAAGUCCCUGUCCGGGUAUCGUCAAUACCGCCGCAGCGAGGGAUCUUGCAGCGCUUGGGACUGAGAUCGUCAAGUGCCCCUCAAAUUAGCUCAAGAGGCCGGGCGCAAAUGAUGAGGAGGAUCGCGUGGAGACCACCAGUGAGCGGCUUUGGCAGUUAUCUCUCGGGAGGCUUAGAAAACCACCCAUUCCACCGCGCAGAAUUCGCAGCAGUGAACGUAGCAGAGCAGGGCGAAGACGCGACUGCGAGACCCUCACUACAGGUGCCAACCGCCGAGCCGUGUGAAGAAGUGUUGCCGAGUAACCCUCAGUCCGCAAACUUGCCCAGGGAGCCUGAUCCAGCGCAAAGGCGCAGAGAAAGCCUGGGUUCAAAUGCGCCGACGGUUCAACAAGCCUCUUCUGUUCGAUUCGGCCCACUUCCUCAGCAGCGCCCAUCAAACGCUCCUUGUCAAAUCAGCCGAUACUGCAAGACUCAUGGUCAAAGUGAUGAACGACGCGAGAGUAAAGACUGUUGGAAAUGUCGAGUGAGGAGUUAUCUUGCAGAUUUUUGCUGGCUUUGCUGCGGCUGGAUCGGUGAGAGUGAGUCUGACGCUUUACCCGUAAUCAGAGUAAUGCGGCCACGACCAAACUAUUAUUGACAUACGAGGCCAAACUUGGUAAUUGGCAACCUCGAAGAGGAGCAAAGCUAUACACGCACGGUCUUAGAGCUUUUGGGGUCCUUUUGGAAACAACUGUAUGAAGGCUAGCGAUUGAAUAAAGAAGUACGUAAACGAUAAGUGCUUUUGGAAUGA
Molecule: messenger RNA, 1679 nt
Organism: Xylona heveae TC161
Lineage: Eukaryota; Fungi; Ascomycota; Xylonomycetes; Xylonales; Xylonaceae
Exons: 1
Coding region: 114-1526 (470 amino acids)
Source: RefSeq, a predicted model, not a curated record